AUGAUGUCAAAAGGUCGAACUGCGCUCGUGACGGGGGGCGCCCGAGGCUGUGGACUCGCUUUUGCGCGUGGACUGGCCGAAGCAGGGGCGAAUAUAGCCGUCUUUGAUCUGGUAGAUCCGGACACGGCUUUCUAUACCAUUGAGAAGGACUAUAAUGUUCGCACAGCGUAUUACAGAGUCGAUGUGUCGUCGCAGGAAUCGCUGGAGGGUGGAUUCACGCAGUUCCAGAAGGACUUCGAGAAUGCUCUCGAUAUUUGUGUCCCAUGCGCUGGGAUCAACCGCCAUCUCCCUUUUCUGGAAUUUACCUACAAAGACCACCACGAUCUGGUCUCGAUUAAUGUGCUUGGACUAUACUUUACUGCUCAGCUGGCCGCAAAACAAAUGAUUGCGAACGGAACAAAGCACGGGAGCAUCAUUCUUGUAGCUAGCAUGGCUAGCCACAUUGCGGUGCGAAGCCAGCUAUGCAGCGCAUACUGUGGAACCAAAGGAGCUGUUCGAUCUAUGUGCCCUGCCAUCGCAAAAGAGCUGGCAGAAUACGGCAUCCGAGUGAACUCCAUUUCUCCCGGAUAUGUGCGAACAGAGAUGACUGCCGCUGUAGGGUUCCCAGAAGACUCAACUGCGGUGCUGUCCCACGCUGACUUCAUUGACAGUUCCCCCAUCUUGCGCAAGGUCCGCUCCGAACAACCAGGCUUUGGCGACUCAUAUUUUUGCAGAUGCAAUCUCGUUCGAUUGGGUAUUCAUGUGCAAAUCUUGGAGGAUCGUCCGGACAAGACCUCCACCGGCAAGGCGGAUGGCAUGCAACCCAAGACCAUCGAGACAUUCAAGCAAAUGCGACUCGCGGAUCCCUUGUUGAGAAAUGCCGCCCGUGUGUAUGAUAUUUCUUUCUGGGUAAGCCAGUACUAUAUCAAACCCCAUUUGACCGUGGCUAAGAGGUCCCAGCAAUCCACAGCAGAUAAACCGCUCCACCGAACAGGACGUCAAACGCAUUACCCGGAGAGUCUCGUCGGCGCCUCCGAUCCCUAUAUCCUUCUGGCACACCAGGGCAUGGUUGAGGAGGUCCUGAUCGAUGAUAUGGAGGCGCGAGGUGUCGUCGUCAUGAGAAAUAGUCGGUUUGCCUCCUGUUCACGCGUGGCAGGCACCGGGCAACUGGAUGUCGUAUAUGAGGACCUGGCGAGCAAGACUGUCCAGACAAUCCGCGCCGACUACCUAGUGGGAUGUGACGGUGCUCGAUCAAAGGUGAGGGAAUGUAUUCCAGAUGCGCAAUUGGAGGGGAAGGUGACCAAUGCCUCAUGGGGUGUGCUGGAUGGUGUGAUCGAUACCGACUUUCCCGACCUAUGGAGCAAAGUUGCGGUGCGUUCCGACCUGGCCGGGUCUAUUCUUUGGAUCCCUCGCGAACGCAACAUGACUCGAUUAUACGUUCAGCUAAGCGAGACCGACGGCGAACGGGUCGAUAGGUCCAAGGCCACACCCGAGUAUGUCAUGCAACGAGCCAAAGAUGCGAUGCAUCCCUUUCGUCUUGAGUGGAAGACCAUUGAAUGGUUCGGAAAUUACGUGGUGGGCCAACGCGUAGCAAAACGUUUCAUGGACUCCGAGGCGCGGAUCUUCAUUGCCGGUGAUGCUGGACACUGCCACUCUGCGCUUGCAGCACAAGGAGCGAAUACAAGCAUGCAUGACAGUUUCAAUCUCGCAUGGAAGCUGAAUCUUGUUAUUCGUGGUUUGGCUCAACCAUCCCUUCUGGCCACCUACGAAGCGGAACGGCAAAAGAUUGCUUACGAUCUUAUAAACUUCGACGCACAGCAUUGCAAAGCGUUCUCGCAAGGGGAGGCUGCCCUUGCCAAGAACUUUGAUGAGAAUAUUCGCUUUAUCUCUGGCGUGGGUGCAGAAUAUUCGCAGGGCCUGCUGAGCCGAGGCAGUACUGGCAGAUCAACCCCCCUGAGACCCGGCACUCUCCAGCUUCCAGCAAAAGUGACUCGGUACAUUGACGCCAACCCGGUUGAUAUCCAGCUUGAUAUCCCGCUGUUGGGCCAGUUCCGAGUAUACUUCUUUAUUCCAGAUGUUCCCAAGGCACUGGGAUGGCUGAGGACCCUUUGUGAGGGACUCGACAAUGCGACUGGGAUGGGAAAGAUAUCCUCGCGAGCAGAUCAGUCGUAUGCGGUUCAACCCCACGGAGCAGCCCCGUCAGACACUUUCAUGCAGCCACAACGAUAUACGUCCGUGUCCAGUGCUUUCACAUAUGCGAUGGUGACUCAGUCGUCCAAGUCCGAGUUCGAAAUUGCUGAUUUACCUACGGUACUGCAAGAGAGUCGCUGGACCUUAUAUCUAGACGACGUCGAUGCACCUCGUUGCACAGAGAAAUGGCUUGGGCCAUUGCGAGGAGAGCAGGUAGGUGUAGUGAUUGUGCGGCCCGAUGGAUACGUUGGAGAUAUUGAUACAUGGGAACCGACGGCGGGCAUUGAGGCAGUGAAGUGGAUAGAGAGCUAUUUUGCAUUCAUGGCGUAG
Molecule: messenger RNA, 2499 nt
Organism: Aspergillus bombycis
Lineage: Eukaryota; Fungi; Ascomycota; Eurotiomycetes; Eurotiales; Aspergillaceae
Exons: 7
Coding region: 1-2499 (832 amino acids)
Molecular function (GO): oxidoreductase activity; FAD binding
Source: RefSeq, a predicted model, not a curated record